Messenger RNA from Zootoca vivipara (common lizard), 6122 nucleotides. RefSeq names its product protein FAM199X. NCBI's taxonomy places the organism in Eukaryota, Metazoa, Chordata, Lepidosauria, Squamata, Lacertidae. The record is from RefSeq and is a predicted model, not a curated record.
GAAGCUGACGAUAGAGGCUUCCGGUCCGAGCGACCGCUGGAUCGCUGACUGGAGGCUCCGUUCGGAAGCCGGGAGUAAUCGCGGAGGAGAAUCGCUUUCGUACCCUUUCCCCGUUAUGGCUGCUCGGCUGAGCCUUCCCGUCCGCAGGGCAACGGGAGCCUGAGGAACGCGUAGGUCCCGCCGCCUCCGCCGCCUGCCUCUCGGCCGCCUCCGCCAUGGCCGGCGAGGAGCCGCAGAAGUUCCUGGCCCCCGACGAGCCCAACGCCCUCCUCUUCUCAGCGCCGCCCCGCGCACACGGUGCUGGUGGCGGCCUCGGCCUGUGCGAUGAGGGGUCCGCCUGCCUGGACGUCAGCGACUUCGGCUGCCACCUCUCGUCCUGCCACCGCACGGACCCCCUGCGCCGCCUCCACGCCCACAGGUGGAACUUGACUUCGUGUGGCACUAGUGUAGCCAGCUCUGAAUGCAGUGAAGAACUGUUUUCGUCUGUCUCUGUCGGUGACCAGGAUGACUGCUUCUCACUUUUGGAUGAUCAGGACUUGACAUCUUUUGAUUUGUUCCCAGAGGGUAGUGUCUGCAGCGAUGUCUCUUCUUCCAUUAGUACAUAUUGGGACUGGUCGGACAGUGAAUUUGAAUGGCAGUUGCCUGGCAGUGACAUUGCAAGUGGAAGUGACGUGCUUUCUGAUAUCAUACCCAGUAUACCAAGCUCUCCCUGCAUGCUUCCAAAAAAGAAAAACAAGCACAGGAAUCUUGAUGAACUUCCAUGGAGUGCAAUGACGAACGAUGAACAGGUGGAAUAUAUUGAAUAUCUGAGUCGUAAAGUCAGCAUGGAGAUGGGGCUUCGAGAGCAGCUUGACAUCAUUAAAAUUAUUGAUCCCACAGCUCAGAUUUCUCCUACAGACAAUGAGUUUAUUAUCGAACUGAAUUGCCUCACUGAUGAAAAGCUGAAACAGGUCAGAAGUUAUAUCAAGGAGCAUGGCCCCCGGCAGCGGUCUGCAAGGGAGAACUGGAAGCGAAGCGGCUACAGUUGUGGGAGUGCCAGUGGAGUGAGCGGUGCCAGCGCCAGCAGCAGCAGCGCCAGCAUGGUCAGCUCAGCGAGCAGUAGCGGUUCCAGCAUUGGCAACUCUGGUACAAACUCCAGCGCCAACAUGAGUCGGGCUCACAGCGACAGCAACUUGUCUGCAAGUGCUGCAGAGCGAAUCAGGGAUUCAAAAAAACGUUCUAAACAGCGCAAGCUUCAGCAAAAGGCUUUGCGCAAGAGGCAACUGAAAGAGCAACGGCAGGCUCGAAAGGAGAGACUGAGUGGUUUGUUUCUUAACGAAGAGGUUCUUUCUUUAAAAGUCACUGAGGAUGACCAUGAAAGAGAUGUGGAUGUCUUGAUGUGACAGGGUUGAUUUAUUAUUAUUAUUAUUAUUGAAAAAUCAGUGUUCUUUCUAAGCCUUAAGCCUAUUAUAUUGUUUACAUACACUUUUACCAAAAUUUUGAUUGGAGCUGGGACUAGUUAGCCUGUGUCACUCAUCUAUAGUUUAAAAGCAAAAAAAGGCAUGUCAUAAGAGAUUAAGAGAAUACUUUAAAAAAAGAAAAGGAAACUAAGGAUAAUUCAUUUUGCUUUCAAAUAUCUGUGAGUACUCUACUGAAAAGUUUUCAUUUUGUUUGUAAUUCCGCCUUAACCUGAUAGAUAUAACAUUUGUUCUUUGGGUAAGAGUAUUUCCUCCUCUACCCGCUUUUUUGCCUGAAUGGCUUAAUGCUAUUUUCUUUAAAAAACAAAACAAAGAACUGCAAGUCCAUUAAUAGUUAUUGGGUGAUAUAUUCUGCCAGUGGACCUGGCAGGAUUGCCCUUUCUUCUCCUCCCUCCGUACCCUCCCCAUCUUCUCUGAAGGAUCCCUCAGUUUUUGCAGAGCAGAUUUGGGGAGUGUUGGGGAGGGCUGCAAGGGCAAGUUCUCUUUGCACAAGCAAGACACUACAGUUUGACAUCGCACAUUUUUGUUCCUACUGCAAUCAUAUCAAGGCUUUAAGGCUAGAUUUAUUGAAAUAAUAAUAAUUAUUUAUUAAAUUUUUAUUUCGCCCUAUGCCCAUAGAACUCAGGACGGUUAGCAACAUAAAAAUUACAAUUAAAAAGAAUACAUAAUAAAAACAAAACAAUACCCAGUAAUCCCCCCAUGACUGGGGAACCUUUUAAGCCAAAUGCACCCCAUGAGUAACGUAUACGUGGCCCACAAGGGACUAUUAAACCCGCGUUUCUGCUUGCCAGGGAAUGCAAAACCAGGCAGACAGAAAGUGCUUGCAAGUGCCUGUCAGGCCAUGAAAUAUGGCUACAUAUAGCCGGGUGGGUCACUCAUGGUGUGCAGGCCUGAUGUGGUGUUACAAAGCAACAGGACAAUCUGGUGAAGGAAACUCCUAGAAACAAAUUCACAUUUCCUUCCUCUAGAUGCAUGUGUCUAUAUGUUCCAAAUCACUGUAGUGUCAUGUGCCUUAAAAUUUAUUUGAGACCUUUUCUUUAAAGUGAAGGUUUGGAGGAGAACAUUGCAAAAUUGAAAUAAAGCAGAUCACAUUUUCCUGAUGUUCUGAAGUCUUUCAAAAUAUGUUUUGUUUUCAAAGCCCUGUUCAGCUUUUUUGUGUGGGGGAAAGGCAACGGUUGAGAGAUUUCCAUCUUGACCGUAUGUUUUUGCGUAAAACUAUAUUUCUUUAUUCGGUUUAAUGGGAAAGUGAUCUCAUUUGGUUAACAUUUAUGAGUGGUUUCAUGACAUUAUUUUCUAUAACAGAGUUAAGCAGGUGUGUUUAAAAGACCCGUUUCAUGCUUUUAACCAUGGUUUCUGAUCUUGGUUCUUUUGCAUAAACCAUGGUUAAAAGCAAAUGUAGUUCCCAACUCAGGUGAAAGUGGCAAACUCUGGUUAGCUUAAAACUGAAGUGGAGGUUACUGAUCUCUGUACGGCCACACAGGAUAAAGAGAUAGAAGUGGGGAGCAGGUUCAUGCAUGUAAUGCUAAGCUGUAGUUUAAUGUUUCUGAAUCACAUCUAACUUUUAGGAACAGAAGAUACUGUGGGUGAAUUUCAAGUAGUUUCAAGUGUUGGACAUUCACUAGAGAAAGGGAUUUCUAGUUUAAAAGCGGUUCUUAAUGAUGUGAUACUCCUGGCUCUAAUUCUAAAAAAUUUCUACAAAAGCCUUGUUUCAUUAGGCAAUCACACACAACACACACACACCCCUCCCCCAAAGAGGGAAACAUUUGUUUUGAAGUAGCUCAUAGCUCACAGGUGAAACACUUUGGAGUAAAUGGGAUAAGACAACAGCCUAAAACUCAGCAUUAUGACAAAAUUUUUGAGUGCUUGAUCCAUUUUGCCUACCUCCUAGAUCUUGAAUUUUGUAGCUGCAUUUUAUUGAGCACAUAAUGUACUGUGUUUAAGGUGCCUCUCUAAAUUGAACACUCUGGUCACUCAGUGAACAUCCAGUUUGAAUUAAAUUAGCAUUAUAAGUGAAAAAUGGAGCUAUAGCCGAGCCCCCACCCCAUUUAUACACACUUGUUAUAGAAUGGAAGCAAGUUGGGGGAUCUGCUUGGUAGACUUUUGCCUGGGUCCUAUUUAUCUUGAAUGCUUUAUAAGAUGCAUAAAUAAUUUAACUAGUGCAAGUGAGAAAUACACAAUUCACCUUCUAUGGAAUUGCUUAUCUCACAAAGCUUAGAAGGAGCACUGAAAACUUGAUUGGAAAAAAGUUGUUCUCUUAGCCUAAUAAGAAGAUCUGUUUUACAUCUUGUUCUUGCAUCUGCAUUGGUUUCAUUUUAUGCUAGAAAUUUUUUGACUGAAACAAAGCAAUGACAUUUGUGUAAAGCAGGAUAUAGGAUGCUAUACCCUGGUUCUGUUCAAAAUGCUUGCUGAAGUUGGUGAACUCAACAUUUAAGAUGAUCUUGUGGCUCGCAAUAAGUUUUUGUUUUCUUUUUCUGUAUGUUGGUCAGAGAAAAUCAUAGAGAAUUUCUCACACAAGUAUUACAUCAGAUUGUAAAUAUGACUUAAAACCUCCUUAAGGCUGGUGUAAAGUACUUGUAGAAAAUCUUAUAGGACAUUAGCCAAUUUUUUUUCUAAUGCUGAAACAAAAGGACCUGUUAGUGUUCAUAUUUUCCCCACCCCCUUGGCACACCUGCCUUCUAAAUAUUAGCAAGCUGUUGACUCCUUUCUUUUUGCAAACAGGUUUUCCCAGUAGAUCAGAUUCUCAUGACUUAUCUGGAAACCCUAACUUGUGGGUGACUAGCCUGUGGCCCUCCAUAUGUUGUUGGGCUGAAACUCCGCUCAUCCCUCAGGCUGAUGGAAAGUGAAGUCCAACCACAUCUGGUGGAUGCACAGUUUAGCCACUUCAACAUGUUCCAUCUUGGAUCAGUAGUUUUAUACUCCCUGUGUCUUGCAGAUUAUUUUGGAUUAUUAUUUGUCAUGUUGGUCAAAAUCAGUGGAGCAGGGGGGCAAUUAACAUUAUAACCUUAGCUGUUAUCAGAUCAUGUGCAUCUUACUGGAUCAGAAUGCAUUGGGGGGGGGGGAGAGAUUAGAGAGAUGCAGGGAGCAUCAAAUAUGUUCUGAAACAUGGUUGAGAGUUGCUUCGUAAGGGCCAAUGGCAUUGGCAUUCUGAGGGUGUGUGCUUCAUAACCAAAGCAAAGAAGAUGUUUACCUUUGGCAAUAUACUUCAGAUGGUCUUAAAUACAAAUAGAUAUAUUAAAUCUGGACUAUUUUCCAGGUUCUCUGCAAAAGUGUAUUGUAUGCUGAAAUGCACAUGUACAUACAACUGUUUGCUGUACAUUCUGUAUCUACUCACUAUGAUGUUUGUGGAAAACUCUGUUCAUUCUUUAUUUUUUGAUGUUGUGAAGGUUUUUCCCAAUAGGGUGCUGUUUUACUUUUCUCCCCCUUAAGCCCUUAAUUGUAGUUUAAAUUAGUGGAUAUGAUAGUUUUGAAUAACAUUAAAAAGAAACAUAAUAAUGCAACUACAUGUGUUCAAUGUCAUACUUGGAUUGCUCCUACAGAUAAAUGGAUUAUUUAUGUGUAUUAUACAGUCAUUGCAUAUGGUGCUUUGCAGAGUGAGUCAGGAAACACAGAUAGAUCGCUGUUCUCAAGAAGCUUACAACCUGAUUCCUAUCAAGUCAGACCAUUCACUUACCGUAUCAAGUUCAGUAUCAUCAUGGAUUGGUAGCAGCUUUACAAGGUUUCUGCAGUGCUCUUCCUAUUGUCUUUAAUUGCAACACCCUUUCCCAGGGACAGGGACUGGUGGAAAUGACAGCAUUGGUGUGUCAGCAUGGGUCCUACCAAGGUCCUCAACCUUGACAUCUACCCAACAGCACCAACUACUUAAUGCAGCUAGAAGGAAUUUUUUAAAAUGUGCUGUACUGUACUAAGUUUUUGUCUUAAUUUGCUUCCAAGCACCUUUGGUUUCCACUAGAGGGCAUGCUGCAACCACACAAAUAGUAGGCCCUUGGUUUAAAAAGCAAAAGUUAUUGUAUCAAGUAGGUGCAGAUAAAAAAUUUCUGGAAUGCAAAACCACUCAGCAGAAUUUUAGAGAAUGUCGAAGGUAAAGUAAAUCACUUUACAUUAACAGAUGAUAAAAUGUAUAUAUGAUGGCUAGUGCAUCCACCCCGGACAUGCUUGUGUGGACCAUCCUUUAGAUAUCAAAUGAUGUGUGUAUUAGCUUAAGGAUCCUUUGAAGAUGAUACUGGGCAGCUUCUGUAAGUGAAGGCUAAAGGGUGUUUUAAAACAUGUUCUAGCAAAAUGAGAUCAUACUCUACUGGUGGCAUCUAAUUAACGUGCCAAAUACGAAGUCUGAAAGACAACAUAUCUAGAUCUGGAGGCCAUUUAGUUCAGCACCCUGCCUGAUAGUGUCCAGUAGCUCCUGUUUUAAGACCAGUUCCCAAACUCAUCGUACCCGCUGGACCACUUACAAAUUGGUUAAUGAUGAUGAUGAUUGCCUUUUGUAGCUAUUGUAAUGUACUGUGCUCAAUGGCUCAUGGUUUUUAAUAAUUUUUUAAUUGUCUUCCCCAGUGGUGCGGUGGCUCCGGGGGACGGAGCCGAAUCGCAGCGGGCGCUGCUUGCCCCCACCUGCCUUCCCCGAGCCAAGGGGAAAACAGGCAGGAGCAGCCGCCGCACCGCCACGUUUCGGCU